CGCUGCUGUACUGCGGGAGGAUCACUGCCAGGUGGGUGCCGGGGAGCAGGAGAGCAGGGGGCGGCAGUGGAUUGGAGGGCGACAUUUGUGAAGCUUGGCUGUAAGCCUACUUGACUUGUUGGAGGGCUGGCUGUUGCUCCGCUUACCGGCGCCCUUCCAAUGUAACCCUCCCUAUUCCCCUACACGGUACACACCUGUUUCACACACACACACCCUUUGCGCACAGCGACAACGGCAUUACCAACGGUCUGGAGAUUUACUCGGACGCGACCCACGGGACGGUCAUCAUGGCCGCCAACAACGACGCGCAGCUGCGACUGUUCGCGGCGGCUGCGGGCGAGGGCGCGCUGCGGCAGCUGGCUCACUGGCCCUUCGAGUGGGCGGUCAACUACGCCUCGGUGCGGCCCCAUGGGCUGGGUGCGCCCGGGGGCGGGUCGGGGGGCAGCUCGGUGGCUGCGGUGGUGGGCGACGACCCGGCAACCCUUCUGGUUGACCUGCAUAACGGCGCCACCAUCGCCCGGCUGCAGGGCCACCGCGACUUCUCCUUCGCCGCCGCCUGGCACCCGGGCGGCACCCUGCUGGCCACCGGCAACCAGGACACCACGGCGCUGGUGUGGGACGUGCGGCGGACCGAUGUGCCGCUCACCAGGCUGGCGGGCAGGAUGGGCGCCAUCCGCUCGCUGCGCUUCUCGCCGGACGGCCGCUUCCUGGCCAUGAGUGAGCCCGCGGACUUCGUACACUUGUACGACGUGGCAGCCGGCUUCCAGCACUGCCAGGAGCACGACUUCUUCGGGGAGAUCGCGGGCGUCUCCUUCACACCCGACUCCUCAUCGCUCUUUGUGGGCGUGUCCGACCUGACCUACGCCUCGCUCAUGCAGCUGGACCGGCAGCGCUGCGACUGGGGCUAACGGGGGGGGGCGUUGGGGGCAGGCGCAGGCGGGAGGGGGUAAAAAUAGACCAAACCAUAGGGUCGGGAGCAGACAGGCGAAGGUAGGCAGGCAUUCUGCGGGGGGCACAAGAAAGCAGGCCGCGGACAGCAUGCAUGCAGUUGUCAACAAUCGUUUGGUGUUCACUACCACAUAAGGAAAUCGUUUUGCGGAAGAGCAGUAGGAAUGACAGGCACUGGUGUUGGUGCUAUCUAGGGAAGGAGAAGACAUGAGCAAAAGCAAGCAAGCGCGGUUGGGAGUGCUGUGAAAGGCGCUGCACCGGCGGCAAUCAGCAGUAGUAAAGUCGUAGCGGUGAUAAGCAUGUUGGCAGCAGCAGCAGUUGCGGCAUGGGGGCAUGAUACAUGAGGCGAUGAGAGCGAGUGCGUGCGUGGGCGAGAUGACGCGGUUACAACGUUGCUGGGAAGCCUAGGAGCACCCUUAAAGAAGUUUUAUGUUGUACGGGGUUGCACCGCAGGUGUGUUGCGGGCUCCGUUGGGUUAGGUGCUUUGCCACCAAGGGUCCUGGUAGAUGUUUGCAGGGGAGUUAUGGUCGCAGGCGGUGCAGGAGGCCAAGCAGGCGGUGGGGCCGGGGAGGCAAAGUCCGAUGUGAUGCCACAAACAGUGCUGUUGGCAGCAAUCGAAUGCUGCUGGGUUGGCGUUUCUGCCGCGCCCUUGUACUUUUCACACGACGUCUGUUAGCAUACACAAUGCGACAUUGCAUGUUAUUGCUUUGUGGAAGAGGUGUGGGGAGGUGCGGAUUGCUUCCCCGCGAGGUUAGGACACCAAGUGUGUAAAGAAAACCGGCUGCGAGUCGGUGUGUUAAGAAAACUGGCCGCGAGUAGGAACGUACGAGUCGGUGUGUGUGCGCCUAAGAAAACUGGCCGCGAGUAGGAACGUACGAGUCGGUGUGUGUGCGCCUAAGAAAACUGGCCGCGAGUAGGAACGUACGAGUCGGUGUGUGUGCGCCAUGGGGCAUGUGUGCGUGACGUGAUGCUCUGUCUGAUGUGGACGAGCGUACGCAGUGUAGAACGCGCACGUGAGCCAUGGCGCCAACUGCAUGUAGACCAACAUAGGGCAUGGUACCAGCAUCUGCCGGGAGUUGUUCGUUUCUAGUGGCGGUAGUACGGGCAACGUUGAAACAAAGACGUGGUCCAACGGGACCAACCGUUCCGCGUAGUAGUGGCCCCAGAACGUUGCGUCGCAAUUUUUUGUGAUGUUGGGUGUAUCCGUGUUGUAAUUAGAGCCGGAAGCUGUGGUCGCGUGUUCCAACUGUGAAGCAUUACAGUCGCCAGCCUGCAUACAUGUCUCCUGGCUAUACAUGAGUGCAACCUCCCUUUUGUCGACGCACGUUUGUUGACAGGAGCCUAUGUGAUUGAGUAUAUGGUAUGCAACUUUGCAAAGCGCUGAAAUAGCGUACAACGUC
Molecule: messenger RNA, 2348 nt
Organism: Astrephomene gubernaculifera
Lineage: Eukaryota; Viridiplantae; Chlorophyta; Chlorophyceae; Chlamydomonadales; Astrephomenaceae
Source: the annotation of a GenBank genome assembly